CACCUCUUUAGUCUCAACGACAAAGGCGGAAAGUGUUUUGUCUGUAGUGAGAAUGCGUGAGGGAGAGAAAGAAAACGGUCCUUUUUGCCGUUUUGGUGAUCUGCCAUUUAAGGAGGAGAAAGGAAGGAGACCGCAGGAGGAAGGAAGGAGCUGUUUGCAAAGAUUUAAGUUGGCUCUCAUU
Molecule: messenger RNA, 181 nt
Organism: Dovyalis caffra
Lineage: Eukaryota; Viridiplantae; Streptophyta; Magnoliopsida; Malpighiales; Salicaceae
Source: the annotation of a GenBank genome assembly